ACUCCCCAGCCCCUCCAUCGAGAUCUUCUCUGCGCCCGCACGUCAUCGGCAACCACACAUCAACGUCGUCUUGCUUGCGAAUAGCCUCUUCCUUCUCCUCUGUACAUCGUCAGCGAUCAUGGCGACCCAUAUUCCAGACAAGCUCAAGGCAGCAGACCUCAUACGAUUCAUCGUGAGAGCUGCGCAGCUUGAGAAGGUCAAGCCUGUGAUGGCCUACUGGUGCGAAUACUGGAUCGUCAAUCAGAUUCUCUCAAAGGGCCUGCACAAUGGCGACAACGAAACCCUACAGUACACGACGACCUUGAUGGACAAGCUGGAACAGAUCAAAGCCGAUAAUGCUACGAACGAUGCGAUAGUAGACGAUACGGCUGGUCAGGCAUUUGUGGAACAGUUUGGACUGGAAACAUUCCAGAGAGCCGACAGAGCCGUGCAGGCAGACAAGGUCACAAAGCAAACGGCAGACACAUUCCAAGCAGCCGCCACUUUCCUUGAGCUAGUUAACAUUUGGGCCCCUCCCGAUGCAGAGACACAAUCGAAGAUAAAGUAUGCAAAAUGGAAUGCUGUACGAAUAGUCAAGGCAUUGAAGGAGGGAAAAGAUCCAAACGAAUCGAAUCCGAAGACGCCAGCACCAGAGGAGAAUCUGCCAGCGCUUGAUCCGAACGACCCUGAGGUCCAGAUGCUUGGAUCCCCUACGAAACCACAACCAGCGUAUGUUGAAGAGGCUCCAGACGAGCAGGACAGAGUUGAAGCUCGUCUUGCCAGACAAUCUUCCAUCGACCAAUCGCUGCAUCCUUCCGCUCAGGUUUCAGCACGCGGUUCGCCAAAAGCUCCAUAUGAUCCAUACCCUAGAGAUGGCUUCCCGUACACCGCAGUCCAAGAUGACAAUGUAUCACCCCUGGAACAAUCUCCCAAUCCGAGAAACGGAUCGGUUGGUGGUGGUUAUUUCCCAGAAGUCCCGACCUUCACAUCAGAAUCACGAGAUGCUACGCUCCCUACUGCACCGCCAGAUGAUAUCCUCGAUCUAGGCCUCCCACAGCAGCCAUCGGCGCCUCCUGGCGCUAGUGUUUCUCCGGAUUUUGAAUCAUUCCCGCCUCCCACUUUACCCGAUGAGCCAGUUGGCCCGCCACCUCAAGAUUAUUACCGACAAGCACCACCUACGCAAUCUCCUCACAUCAGACAAGAGCAAGAGCAACAUAUUACCCCUGACCAACAUUCUCAUGUUCAGAAGCCCACUAUUCCACCACAUUUCCAUCAGCCUGCCCCAAGUCAGCAACAGUUCCAGCAACCGCCCCCAAAUCAGCAGCAUGUUCACUACACUCCACCGAUCCACAACCCGUAUGAAUCCCCACGACAACAAUAUCAGCCACCACCCGCCGCGCAAGCUCCACCUCCAGUUCAGAACACGCAACUUAUUAUCGAUGAUAUGGCAAUUGCAAAGGCGCAGAAACAUGCGAGAUGGGCAAUCUCAGCCCUGAAUUUUGAGGAUGCUGAUACUGCAGUCAAGGAAUUGAGGGCUGCUUUGAAAACUCUUGGUGCAGAGUAGGUCGGGGAAGCGUUGUGUUAGUAGGAUUGUAUCUUGUAGAUUAGCAAGCACACUGCGAAUACCCAAUAUAUCAGUUAUUGUUAUAAUUCGAGUAGCGGGCAAAGUCGAACUCACUGUUCACACCUCCCUAUAGUGCUUGCUAGGGACUCUAUAUAAAGUAUUCUAUACAAAAAGUCAAAUGCUUGAAAAGAGGGUAUAUAAGUAAGGCGGUUUUGAAAAACACACCUUAGUAAGGAGCUACUUUAUUAAAAUUGUAUAAUUAACAACUCGAUAUCAAAAUGUGUUCAAUAAUCGACGACUUUCAAGAUGAAGAGAUCAAGCGAGUAUGGUUCUAUUGGUCGUCGGCCG
Hyaloscypha bicolor E is the source of this 1891-nucleotide messenger RNA. Its product is annotated as DUF605-domain-containing protein. The record is from RefSeq and is a predicted model, not a curated record. Bases 119 to 1543 code for a protein of 474 amino acids. The transcript is spliced from 4 exons. Gene Ontology annotation, cellular component: multivesicular body. Gene Ontology annotation, biological process: late endosome to vacuole transport via multivesicular body sorting pathway. Lineage: Eukaryota; Fungi; Ascomycota; Leotiomycetes; Helotiales; Hyaloscyphaceae.